GAUAUGAUAUUGCAGUAAAUUUCAUAUAAAGUAUAGUUUCGAUAGUUCUUCGAUUCCAAAACAAUUCAACGGGCAAAAACAGCAUGUUGCUAGAGCUAAAGCAGAAUGUUUAAUAAACUACAAUUUAAUAAUUUGGUAAUAACCAACAAAAAACGAAUACAACAAGCUCGUGUGCAAACUAUUUCAAAACUGGUGAACAAAUUGCGCAAAUUAAAGGAAGGAUUAAAGAAACAGCCGGAUAAUGAAAAGAUUCAGGAACGUAUACGUAAAACUGUGGAAUGCAUGUCCGAGCUUAAGUCGCUCAAAUGUUUAGACGUCAUGCGAACACUACUGCUUCAAGUUGGCAAAAAUCAUAAUACUGUGUUGACCAAUGGCCGAGCAACGCCGGAUGAAAUAGCAAUAGCUAUGCUGGGCUUAAAUAAAGUCAUCCAAACACUUGUCGCAGAAUUUCAACUAAAGCUAGAUUUAACUAAUGUAGCCAAUGCGGAUUGGCGUACUGCAAUAUUGGAGACAAGCAAACGUCGCCUUAAGGUGCAGCGUACCGAGGAGAAGCGACGCAAGCGUAAAGAGCUCAAGGAACAGAAAGAGAAGACACGCAGUCGUCUCGAAUGGUUGCAGCAAAAUCAACCAGAAGUGCAUAAAUGUGAAGAAGAUGAGAAAAAUGAUACUGAUACGCCUGCUGGAAAAUGUUUAGUCGAAAGACUGCAAAGCAAAGAAACUGAUGAAGAGCUCACACUGAAAACAAAAAAUAAAACUAAGCCGGCAAUCAAAGUAAAAGCAAAAUCAAAGAAGCGAACAAGUGAGCAAAUUGGGCUUGAUGUAAGGCAUAAAAAAACCAAAACAGAUGACAAUAAGCAGCAGCCCACAGAUGAAGAAAAGAAGCCAACGCGAAUGGAUGCUGCAGCUCAGCCUAAGCUUAAGGAAACUAGGGAAAGGCAUAAAAAAUCCAAAGCAGAUGACAAUAAGCAACAGCCCACAGAUGAAGAAAAGAAGCCAACGCGAAUGGAUGCUGCAGUUCAUCCUAAGCUUAAGGAAACUACGGAAAUGGAAAACAAAUCAAUACCAAAUGAUAACCGCAACAAAUCCAUGGAAAUGGAAAAACAACGUCCUACUCAUGUAGUCGAUCCGUUUUUCAUAACAGAGUCGGGUCAGCCAUAUAUGUCAACAGCAGUUGUGCUAUCUGGCGAUAGCAACAAUGAAUCGGAGGACGAAAUGGAGCGCCAAAAUUAUGUGGAGCAACGUAAACAGAAGUCGCUGGCCAAAAAGCAGGACUAUAACAAUACGCGUUUUAAUGAACGUCUACCCGCUCGGGUGGCUAAUGAGGACGAGACGGAGCCCCGAAAUUAUAUGGAGCAGCGCAAACAGAAGCCGCUGGCUAACAAACUGGACUAUAAGAAUCCACGUUUCAAUGCACGCCAUCCUGCUUGGGUAGCCGAUGAACAGCAAAAGCCAAUUGUCACCAAUUUCAAAGGAAAGAAAAUCAAGUUUGGUGAAGAUGGGGACAUUACAGAAACAUCAAUUGCUCCUCCAGUGCCUACAGCGCCAAAUCCAACUCCAGUCAGCACAGAGGGAAUGCAUCCUUCUUGGGUGGCCAAGCAAAAGCUAAAGCCCAAAAUUGCCGUGUUCUCUGGCAAAAAAAUUAAAUUUGAUGAUUAGCUUUUGAAACUAGUUUAGUUUA
Molecule: messenger RNA, 1678 nt
Organism: Drosophila navojoa
Lineage: Eukaryota; Metazoa; Arthropoda; Insecta; Diptera; Drosophilidae
Gene: Rlb1
Product: lysine-rich basic protein Rlb1
Biological process (GO): maturation of SSU-rRNA
Cellular component (GO): 90S preribosome; nucleus
Source: RefSeq, a predicted model, not a curated record